UGGUGUCUGGCUGCUAUCGGUAUCAGUAUAGUCUUCUAUAGUGCGGUGUGCGGUACAGAAGUGAAGGUAGCCACGGUACAUGCUGAAGGCACAACGUACAAAAGAUCCCUCACCAUGGACAACCCAGGGUUUGUGAUAGAUAAGAAGAACCAGUCGGUGCUCAGCCUGAAUCAUGAACCCUUCAACACUUCAUCAACGCAAAAACUAACGGACAGCAAUGGCAAGGCACUCAAAUCCUCCAAACUUAAUCCAGACAUGUACGACCCAUUCUCCAAUAGAGACAUGACCCAUGCUACUCCAGACACCGGUGCGUUGCUGCAUCUACUGAAGAGCAGUUUAGGCUCUGGCAUCCUCGCGAUGCCCAACGCCUUCAAGAACGGAGGUCUCGGGUUCGGUGUCAUCGGAACCAUCAUUGUAGGCAUCAUCUGCACCCACUGCGUUCAGAUGCUGGUGUGGUGCUCACAGGUGUUGUCUGUUAGAGUCAAGAGGCCGAGUCUUGGGUUUGCCGAGACAGCAGAAGUAGCCUUCCAGACAGGACCUCCCAGGUUCAAGACCUGGGCUACGUUUGCCAGAGAGUUUGUCAACACCUCUUUAUUCUGCACGUAUUACUUUGGCAACACUGUCUAUGUCGUCUUCGUAGCUUCAUCUUUUAAACAGGUCAUAGACAUGAACGCCAACAUAGACCUGAACAUCCGCUUGUACAUCCUCCUGUUGGCCAUCCCCCUGGUACCUCUCGGCAUCAUCCGAACCCUCAAGUACCUCGUGCCGUUCUCCGCACUCGCCACCGCCUUCAUCAUGUUCGGACUUGCCAUCACGCUAUGGUACACUCUUACCGACCUCCCACCACUGGAAACCAGACACCAGUUCAGCAGCAUAGCACAGCUGCCCCUGUUCUUCUCAACGGUGUUGUUCGCCAUGGAGGGAAUCGGCACGGUGCUACCGAUUGAGAACUCUAUGAAGAACCCAGAGCACUUCCUAGGCUGCCCUGGAGUCCUCAAUAUCGCCAUGACAGUUGUUGUCUGCCUCUACGCCUUCGUGGGGUUCUGCGGAUACCUCAAGUACGGUGAAGAGACCAGGGGAAGUGUCACGCUCAACCUGCCUUACGAUCUAUUGGGAGAGAGUGUCAAGAUCCUAGUGGCGUUGUCCAUCCUGUUCACCUACGGACUUCAGUUCACCGUUCCCUCAGAGAUUGUCUGGAAGAAGAUCAGCCACAAGAUCAAGGAAGAGAACCAUAACAAAUGCUACUACAUCAUGCGGGCCUGCAUGAUCCUUGGAACUGUUGUGAUCGCCAUCGCUCUACCAGACCUGGAGCCGUUUAUUUCGCUCGUCGGAGCGAUUUGUUUCUCCAUUCUUGGACUGCUGUGUCCGGCCGUCAUCGAGAUCGCUACUUUCUGGGAAGAACCGGAGUACUGGGGUUUCCUACGUUGGCGUCUCCUCAAGAACUAUCUGCUCUGUCUACUCUCCGUGUUCGCUCUCGUAUCCGGAACUUACGCCAGCGUCCGGCAGAUCAUCGACUCAUAUCAACACGGCGAAUUGUGAUAGGUCCAAAAUAGGACAGAAGUUCCCGGUGGUAAAUACUCAUUGGUAAAAGAUCAGAAAUACUUUGAACUGAACUUGUUUUUUUUUUUUAUUUGGCUACUGUAUUUUGUGUCAAUUUAGUAUUCCCCCUUAUUUAUUUUGAUUUAAAAAAGGUUUGAAGUAUCAGAUAAAAAUCUGGUUGCAUAUUAAACACCUCUAAAACUUAUUUUCAAGUUAUAAACUAUACUAAAAUUAAAAUGCCAACCUUACAUUCAAAGUCAUAUGUAUUUUGACUUCAAUCACAAUAGGUUACUUAAGCCAAAUUAUUCAAUUUAAGUAAUAGGUUUAUGUGAAAUGUGUGAACAUAAAUUUAUUUGAAUAUAUUUAAGAACCAACCUAAUCAAAAGAAGGGGAUUUGUACAUAAAGAUUUGACUUUUUUUUAUAGAACAAUUUUUUUUUAUACUCAAAACACUUUAGUGGUAUAAGUUGGCUAACAUGUUAUCCUCUCAUACAGAGUCAAUUAAUCAAUGUUAAUUAAUUAUUUUUCAAUUUAAAAACAUUUUAUUUGGUAUUUAUUUGGAUUUAUUUUAUAUUUCACUCCAAUAACUUUUUUUGUUCCUCGUAGCACUAUAAAGUAACAAUUGAGCCAAUUUCAUUCAUACUAGAAUUUGAUCUAAAUAUAAAUUUGUAACUUUAUAAUCAUAUAGGGUAUUUUGCUAAUGUGUUUGUAAAACUUGUUUAAGGUCCACCCACAUAAAAUGUAUAUCAGAAUUUUAAUGUUUUAAAUCUAGGAUUAUUAUGAAUAAAGAACUUAAAAUGUUGUUAAUCAAGUCCCACCUUAGAAAUAUGAAAUUUAUAAAGAAUACAAAAAUGUGACAUUUGUACAGCUAUAAUUCUCUUUCUUGCCAUGAAUGUGAACUUUUUCGGCUUAGUCUCUUUUAUAUACGUUACCUAUCUCCUGGUUUUGGUUUAUUUUAUCAUCUUGUGAAAAGAUACUUAGGCUCUAAAAGUGACUAUGGUAUUUUUUGGCAACCUUGUAAUUUUAGUAUUUUACCAUUGACAGUAUUAAUGUAAGAUACAUUUCUAUUUGUAAUUUAUUGCUAAAUGUAUUGUACAUUACAACUUGAUCUUAGUGUAAUAUUUGUAUAUUUAUUGUAGAAAGUGAUGUAUUUAUUUAUAUAAAUGUU
Macrosteles quadrilineatus (aster leafhopper) is the source of this 2706-nucleotide messenger RNA. RefSeq names its product proton-coupled amino acid transporter-like protein pathetic. Gene Ontology annotation, molecular function: amino acid transmembrane transporter activity. Gene Ontology annotation, cellular component: vacuolar membrane. Lineage: Eukaryota; Metazoa; Arthropoda; Insecta; Hemiptera; Cicadellidae. Gene Ontology annotation, biological process: amino acid transmembrane transport. The transcript is spliced from 10 exons. Bases 115 to 1539 code for a protein of 474 amino acids. The record is from RefSeq and is a predicted model, not a curated record.